UCGGGUGUUAAGUUCAGGUGCGCUUCACCCUCAGAGGUGAAAACUCCUGAAGCCGGUAAAAUGGAUUAUAUCUGACUAACGGGUGUGUAAAACAUGUAGAAGCACCGGUGCAGCGUUGGAGAAAAGGCCGAUUAAAGUGAAAGUAAAGACUUAACGGUUUCUAAUGACUUUCACCUUUCUCACACCCUCCUCAUUCUCCCCAUGUUGUCAAUUUUUAUGGUUUCAAAUGCCACUUUUUUCAUCCCGUCUUCCCCCUCUAUGGCUCCUAGGUUGGAGCUCCUAAUCUUUCUGUCCAUGAACUAACCAAUCCCUCACACCACUCACUACUUCUUCUUCUUCGUUCUCUUCAGCUAUCCCCUGUCUUCCUCUCCUCUCCUGUCAUGUCCAUGAGGAACCCACCCCAGCGCCGGCGCUCUCUGGGUCCUGUCUCCCCCAAACGCAUCUACAGAAACCUGUCCGUCAGACUGAGGGGAGGAGAGUCAUCUGUUGCUUCGGAAACGGACGCACCCAAACACCUCAGCAAGUCUGCAGAUGCUUACAAGACCCUGUGGGAAGCAGUGGAAAAUGAGGACACUUUGGCCGUGCAAAGCCUGCUGUCCAGAGACCAUACCAACUGUGGAGGAGGAGGAGGAGGAGGAGGAGGAGGAAGCAUGUGGGAGCGAGGGGAGAAGAAGGAGAAGGACUGGGAGCGAGAAAGGGAGAAGGGGGUGAACAGGGUGAGCGAGCAGGGCCUGGUCCCCCUGGACGUGGCUGCCCUUACCCACAAUUCCCCCCUGCUCCAUGUGUUGACAAAGGCGGGAGCACGACAUAACCCUGUUUUGUGCCGACCUGCAGAGUGGGCGCUGAAGCUGGAUGCUCUGGUGGCACUGGCGAGCAAACGGGUGGAGGAGAGGAAGAAGGAGUUAUUGAGGAAGGCAGUGGCAGGACCUCAGGCGCAGGCUGAUGUCCAGAGACACAUCCGCCUCUGGAGCCUCAGGCUGCAACUGUACUGCCGGAUGAGACAGAACUUCCAAAAGACAGAGCUGCCUGGACCUCCCAGUCAUGUGUCCAUACUGGUGACCAGCACAUCCUCUCUGUUUGUGGCGAUUAAGGAGCCAGAGGGCGACACCAUGGGGCUCAUUACCCGCUACAGAGUGGAAUGGAGCACCUCAGCCAGCUUCAAACGCAUCCUUGGCUCAGCCCAAGUCACAGAGACCAAGAACCCAUCCUAUGUUAUCAACGGGCUCACAGCGGGAGCGCAUUACUUUGUAAGAGUGAGUGCCUACAAUGUGAAAGGAUGGGGCCCGCCUCAGUGCUCCACGCCAGUCAGCGCUGCCCCCUCCAGUUGGAGAGAGUGCAGCGGAGUGAAGUCACAGUUCAGGAAUCACGAGGGCCUUGUAAUGAAACUGCUGGAAGACGCCAGAGAACCACAUUACAGAGGAUUCUGUAUAGAGAGCUCUAAGCCCCAGAGUCCCAGCAAGCGUCUGUCUGUGUCCCGAGGCAUCAAACAACUGUUCCAGUCCGCCACCAAGUUUGUUCGUCUCCUACAGAGGGGCGUGUACUUGGCAACUGUGUUCUACCACAAGGAAAACAUCCUGGUGACAGCUGAAGAUCAGAUCCCACUGGUGGAGAUCCAGUGCUGCUCCACCUCCAUCACCCACGACUUUCUUUGGUUUGCCAAGUUGUCCUGUGCAUGGCAACAAGUGCCCUGGCUCCAGCAGGCCCUGUCCUCGGCUCAUUCAUCUCCGUCGUCUCUCCUCCAGAACAGGCACAACAUUUUAAGAGCUGUCUCCCAGCUGCAGUCUUCCCUGGGAACAGUGGACCUGGGCCAGGUGUACUAUGAACCUCUGAAAGACAGGCAGGGCAAUGUCUUGCUGGUGACUUUGAAGGAGUUCUCAAACCCUCCCAGCCCCCCUGACCCUCCGCUCCACUGGAUGCCCCUGGCCCGCCUCGAAAAGAACCGCAGCAGAACGCCUUUGCUGCCCGAGCCCACUGCCAUGGACAUGCUCUAUGAGCAGCUCAAGGAGAAACUAUCUCUCCACAGGCACAGCAUUCAGUGGGCCCAGCCUGGUCUGUACGUGGGCAUCCUGAAACUGUGCAGCUCAGUGGAACAGAUCAGAGUCCUGGUGCCCCAGAGGCUGCCCAAUCUGCUCUGCCACACACGGGUCCGACACAACGCCCACGUGACCAGAGAGGAGUGGGCAUGGCUUCAAAGUCAUGUUUACACCACAGCCAAUGACAGCGUUCCGAACCUGUUGAGCAGCGAGGACGAGAGCGUGAUGGAGAGCAGCGGGCUGGUGGAGUUCGUCAGGUCUCUGAGAGCAGCAGUCACACAUCUCCUGACGAAGCUCAACAUCCCCCUCUACAGGGCGUAUCAGUAUGGUGUGUACACCCGGGAGCUGCUGCAGUUUGGAGACAAGGUAUCCAUGGUGCUGCUGCUGCCUCCCAGUGAGGACUUUAGCUCCAGCUACUGGCCUCUGGUGGGGACCAAGGAGCCUGGGCUCACCAUGCCCCUGCAGAUCUUUGAGCUGGUUCACUUCUGGACGUAUGAACGGGACUUCCUGUCCCAGUACUGCCAGGCCUGGGUGAGGCUGGAGCUGGACACUCAUCUGGCCCAGCAGGCUCUGCGGGAGGCUCUGGACACCAAGGAGGUGCAGGAGGCCCGAGAGCGCCUGAACCACAUCACAGAGCUUUCCCAGCGUCUGGAUGUGGUGUGGAGGGAUGCCCGCUGGAUCAUGGACUGUCUGCAGUGCGUUCGGUCCAAGCAGUGGGUUGGGGCUGUGCCUCUAGGCCUGGUGAUGGGAGGAGACCCGCCGCCACGUCCCGAUGGCGAGGAGGAGGAGAGUAGUUUGACCGCCAGACUGACGUGGCCCCAUCGGAUACAGGCACAGAGAGCAAUUGCAGAGUGUUUAGUCACCGCAAAUCCACCAGAUGUCAUCUCUGCCGAGAUCUCUGCUCCGUCAGGAAUCAUGGCUGUCCCUGAAGAGGCCACACUGUUAUUGGAGGGUGUCGCGAAGGGAGGAUACCCUGUAGACAUCACCGCCCAAUCAACUCUUGACUUGACAAGCCUUGGCCAGUCAGAAUUAGGAUGUGCAAGCGCUUUAAUCGAAGCUGGAUUGGAGCCUGGGGCUGUCGCACAGCUUGAAGGAGGGUACACAGGUUUGGACACACAGGAGUCCUACAGCAGUGAGCAGGACUUUCCUUCCAGCAUCACUGAGGUAAUCCAGCCGAUGGAGAUGGCAGAGUUGGUGGACAUCUUGCCCACGCUGAGUCUUAUCGAGGAGGAGACCCCCAGUGGCCCGUCCACACCAUCAGUAAUGGAUAUGCUGGAGAGCUUCGGACUGGGGAUUGGUGAAAGCAACACCUUCUUUGAUUUAGAGCAUUCAAACUUGAUCAACGGGGCGGAGUCUCUGUCACAGCCCAACCUGCACUAUAGCCGCAGCAGCAGUGUGAGGGAGACACAGUGUGAAAUUACAGACACAUCGGCCUCUCAUGCAGCGUUGAAUGCCACAGCUGGUGACGUGCCCGUUAUCAGCUGGGAUUUUCCUCCAGAGAUUACAGAGACUCUGCAGGUUCCCAUCAAGGGAGCGUGUCUUCCACUGAGAAACCAGGUGGAGUGGGACAAACCAGCUAACGGUUCAUCCUGAUAUCGACUCAAACGCCAGCCUACUUUUGAACUUGUAUCACUUUAAAACCAAAUUAUAGGGUUUCAGCACAGACAGAAAAUCCUAGUUAGACUUUUUGGGUUUGGAAAUGACUAUUUUUCCAGUGUCAAACUGCCCAACAUUAAUAUAUUAAUGUUAAUAUUAUUAUUAAAGUAGUACUUCACCCCCCCCCCCAUUACCAUUUGUAUAUCAACUACUCACUGUGUUAACUUGAAUUCAUGAAGAAACCUUUAUUUUUCUCACACGCCCCCAGUGAACGAAGAAUCCAAAAACGGAGAAAAUUCUUGAUGAUUUGGAGGAAAAGUCCCUGUUUAACAGCAAAACUUUAUCAAAACUUCUUUUUGAAAACUGUCACUCAUUUAUCCAUUCAAUAAAUGUACUUCCUAGUCAGAUGCAUUUUGCUUAAACCUUAAUGUUUAAAACUAAACAGAAAGUAAAACAUAUCUAUGCCCCUUCAAGGCCAGAGUCUAUUGACAAAGGAACACUUGAGUCAAAUAAAUCUUUAUUUCCGUUUGCAGAAUUAUAUUUGGCGGUAUGACUCUGUUCUGAGGCCUCUCUGCCUCACACACAUAUUUGGAAAGCUUAAGGUGGAAACUGCACACCUCUCCACCCUUCUGCAUGCCUACGUGGAAAGCCUGAGGCAGAGAUAGCACACCUCCCUGCCCUUCCAUGUGCCUACAUGGAAAGCCUAAGGCAGGGAGAGCAGCAGCAAAGACCCCCCAGGAAAAGAACAGAGCAGCAUCAAUGACAAACAGAAAUGACACUGAUAAGCCAGACACAGCAUGAAAAGGAGGAGCUGGGGUGGAGGCGGGUUGCAAAGUGACUUGCAGAGGAAGCAGCAACAGUAGGCAGGCCAGAGCAGUUUAAAUAGGGCGCCCUGAAUGAGAUGAGGAAUCGUGAUCUAUCAGCUGACUCCCUUCCAUCAAUCAGCUGCUCCAUCAGUUGAUUGGACUGAGAUCAGCUGAUGUAGCUGGGAUGUGAGCUGGGCUUCACAUCAUGUCCUGCCUGGACUAACACUAUGCUCAGUUUUGGGUUUUAAAGGGUUAGUUCACCACAAACAAGCUAACUCAUAGGGGCAGUAGUAGACCAGCUGCUCCUGUGUUCAGAGAGGUAAAAUUGCGUUUUUUGUGAGGUUGAGAGCGCAGAUAAGUUUCACUCUCAGUUCAGUUUUAAAUGCAUGUCAUUAGGAAAUACUGAUCACAUGACUGGAUAUACGAGACUAGAGAUUAUACUGUGCAAGUUGUGUGAGAGUUUGUAAACAGACAUCUUGAUAUUGUUUUUCUGUUAUUAAACGUGGACCCUUUUUACCUCAAUUCAUUAAUAAUUUUCUGGAAGAAAUAUUGGGAUUCUUUGAUUGCCAAAGAGACAGGGGGGAAAAGUGUUCCCCACCAUUUUUUUUUUUUUUAAGAUAUUUUUUUGGGGCUUUUUAGCUUUUAAUGUAUAGGACAGACAAGCGUGAAAGGGGGAGAAAGAGGGAGUGACAUGCAGCAAAGGGCCACAGGCUGGAGUCGAACCCGGGCCGCUGCGGCAACAGCCUUGUACAUGGGGCACCUGCUCUACCACUAAGCCACCAGCACCCCGUUCACCACCAUUUUAACGCAACACAGAGUAAUUGAUAUACAAAAGAUCAUUUGGUGGGUGAAGUAUCUCUUUAACUGCUGUGAGGGAAAAUUCAAGUGACAUCUACAACUUCAUCUAACACAUGAUUUAUGUCAUUUGCACAUUUCUGUGCCUGUAGUUUCUUUUUUAAUGUUCAGUCCAUUACAGCUUGUUGUGUGAAAAACCCUAAGCUACUGUAGCAGUUUUUUAUCACUUAUGCCUUCAUCACUCACUACAGCACAAAGCAGCAUUGCUGCUUGAUGGAGCUAGUAAUCAAACUCAUGAAAUGCAUACAACUCAAUAAAAUGGAAGUGUUUGCUUUGCAGUCCAUAAAAAGCUGUUAUACUGUAUGUGUAAUUGAAUUGUUUCUUUUUGGUUUACCUGUGUGUACCUUCAUUAACAAUAUCGAUAUCCAAGUUUUGCUUUGGCUGAAACUUUGAUAUCUAAUAAAGGAAUGAAAAUUCAGACAAGGAAAGUCUAAAGACAAAAUGUGGGUGCUGCAAGAAACCCAAACCUAAGAUGUCAAUUUUAGGUUGUGAGAAGGAUGUAGAGGAUGAUUUCUUUUUCAGUUUCUUCAGUCCUUCACUACAAAGACAUAUUCAAAAAUCACAUCUUUAAAGUUUCCGUUAUUUGCUUGCAUUUGUCUACUAUGUAGCAUGUACAUAACACAAAACAACAAAUGUUUUGUAGGUCUCAAUAUGUUAAGGAACAUGCAAGCCAGUCAUGUCAGUUCUUUGUUUGCUUUGAAGGAGAUUUGGCCUCGUUGCAUCUGUAUUUGCUUUCUUUAUCUCAUUCUGCUUAGCAUCCAGUCAACUAGAGGUAUAACUACAGCCAAGGAAACUUGAAAUGUUAAAUGUUUUGGGAGUAUCCAGAGAGGGAGAGAAUUGUGCUGACAGUUCAUCCCAAAAUCAUUUACAUAUUUUUCCUCUUACCUGUAGUGCUAUUUAUCAGUCUAGAUUGUUUUGGUGUGAGCUGCAGAGUGUUGGAGAUAUCAGCCAUAGAGAUGUCUGCCUUCUCCCGAGUAUAAUAGAACUAGAUGGCACUCAGCUUGUGGUGCUCAAAGCAAUGUCUCUUUCCAGAAAUCAUGACCCAGGGGAACUGCAUCAUAGAGCAAAAGGAAGCAUGCAUGUACUGCCAUUUCACCUAGCACCACUGAGCUUGCUAACAUUAAAGCUUAGCCAGGGAGGACGCCAUUAAUGUUCACGUCUUGUGGUGUCAUGAGAGUCUCAUCCAUGAGUAGAUGCACGCUUCCUUCUGCACGUUGAUACAGUUGGUGGGUGUAGUUUGGUUAAAAAAAAUAAAAGAUAAAAGAAAAAGAUUUCUGGAGAGAGACACUGCUGUUGAGUUUUUUGAUGUCAUUUUUUGGGGGGCUUUGAGCACCACAAGCUGAGUGCCAUCUGGUUCUAUAUAUACACAAGGGCUGUCGAGCGAUUAAAAAAAAUUAAUGAAAGUAAUUACAUGCUCCGUGAUAAAUUCAUCUAAAUUAAUCGCAUACAUCAACCUUUGUUGUGAAAGUAUUUAAAGAAUUUCAAUUCAAAUUAAUUUUGGCAGAUGUGUCGUAGUAAAGCUGCUGGAUUUUGCAGACAGUUGUUCCCCUGUCCUCUACCACUCACACUGGUCUGCAGUCCAUUUUGCAAGGGAGUUAGUCGGUCACAGGAAGACUUACUCAGUUGCAUCUGAACCCAUGUGACUUAGCUUAUUAACAUUAUCUUAUUCAAAGUAUAAUCAAGUGACAUCCAAAUAAACAACUCGUUACUAAAGUAACGUGAAAAUCUAAAUUCAGGUCAAUUGAUUUGCUUCAAAUUAUUCGUUAUAUAUGUAUUAAAUAAACGUUACGAUGAUUCACUGUAACCCUGGCCAAAUUACUGCAAGUCUCGACAAAAUCAAGUGUUGCAAAUGAAUGUACCAAAAUUAAAUUAAUAAGUUUCGUGAAGGAGCUGGCACCAAGCGGGAGCAGCCAACACCACAGGGCUAACCAAAGUAGCGUAGUUUUUUAGCCUAGCUUGUUAACCUUAGCUAACUUAGCAGCGUCGAGCGAGGUGGGCGUGUUUAAGCAACCAGGCUUAAUUUGGCCUGCCUCUUUGACCAUUUUUGAUUGGCCGGGAGUUGGGCGGAGUCAGGCACUGCCAAGAUGGCAACGGCCAGAGCCGGCUACUUUGAGCUUCAAACCCGCUCCUCAGAAACCAGUGGGUGACGUCACGGUGACUACGUCCAUAUUUUUAUACAUUCUAUGACGCUUUGCGUUCAGGAUUUAAGUUCUCCGAUGGUACAAAAAUUCCUUACUGCAGAAAUUGCAGUGAAAAGGUCCAUCAUGUGACAAAGCCACUGUGGCCUUCAAUAACGCACCAGGUCAAAGUGCACCACAGAGCACGAAUGAUCAGCGUUAUUUUUUUUAAACCUGUUAUUUUUUCUGUUAUUAAUUAAUCAAAAUAAAAGUGUUAUUUUGACAGCCCAUAUAUAUACACUGGAGAGAAGGCAGACAUCUCUACAGUACAUAUCUCCAACACUCAGUAGCUCACACCGAAACAAUCUAGACUGAUAAAUUGUGCUACAGAUAAGAGGAACAAUGUGUAUUUUUAAUUUUUAUGGGUGAACUGUCCCUUUAAAAAGGACCAUUACCACAUUAAUAUUGCAGACUGAAAUUUUAGGCAUGUGUAAAAAGCAGCAGAGUGAGGUGGGUUUUCCAGCUGAACCUCUGCUGUUGUUUCUUUCCAACAGAGCGGAGAAAUAAAGCACUGUAUUGGAGGCAUACUGAAAAUACAAGAACAGAAUACAGUUGAAUGAAACAGCUUUUCCUUGCAGCUUAGUGCCUUUCAAUAAAAGUCCAUAUAUAUGGCUAUUUGCACCAGGACUCUCUUUUUUUAUUAUGAGCUAUUAUCUUUAGUAGGAAUAUUAUAAAUAGUUAAAUGAUUCAUACAUUUAAACAUAAUGCACAUGUUAAUCACAUUUUCAUAAGGUUAUGUAUUAAACUGUUAAGAGGUUGAAACUGCCCAACAUGUUGUUGUUAAAAUCCUAUUAAACACUGUCUGCUUUC
Molecule: messenger RNA, 8277 nt
Organism: Epinephelus fuscoguttatus (brown-marbled grouper)
Lineage: Eukaryota; Metazoa; Chordata; Actinopteri; Perciformes; Serranidae
Product: ankyrin repeat and fibronectin type-III domain-containing protein 1-like
Exons: 19
Coding region: 381-3626 (1081 amino acids)
Biological process (GO): regulation of establishment of bipolar cell polarity; establishment of mitotic spindle orientation
Cellular component (GO): spindle
Molecular function (GO): protein binding
Source: RefSeq, a predicted model, not a curated record